Messenger RNA from Venustampulla echinocandica, 516 nucleotides. RefSeq lists its product as uncharacterized. Gene Ontology annotation, cellular component: mediator complex. Gene Ontology annotation, molecular function: transcription coregulator activity. The transcript has 2 exons. The record is from RefSeq and is a predicted model, not a curated record. The coding region runs from base 1 to 516 and encodes 171 amino acids. Gene Ontology annotation, biological process: regulation of transcription by RNA polymerase II. NCBI's taxonomy places the organism in Eukaryota, Fungi, Ascomycota, Leotiomycetes, Helotiales, Pleuroascaceae.
AUGGCAGACUUAGGGUUUCCAAAGAUUCCAUCUAAAUCGCCAGCUCCGUCAACACCCUCCACGCAUACGCUGGACUUCUCACAGAGCCCAACUCCCGCUCCUGCUCCCACAUUUCAGAACGGUGAUUUCCAGUCAACCGCCACAAACACUGCUAAUAAACUUCUUUCAUUCAAAGACCGCGAGCAGCGUGCUGUUGCAGAAAUGCUCUCGCGGUUCAGGAACCUAGUUUCGCUCUCUAGCAUGAAAGAUAAUGAUGGCGCGAGCGCGACGAAGGAGGUUGCUGCAGGACAGGCUUUUGCCCUAGAGGUUGAGAGUGUUGCUUUGGUGAGAGCCGCGGAAGAUCUCUUGCAGUUGAGUAGGGAACUGAAGGAGAUGUGGCUUUUUGGGCCGUUGAGAGGCAUUGGUGAAGGUGAAGGUGGGGAGACUAUUGAUGAGGAUUCUAAGAAGGUUGGGGAGAUUGCGGAGGCGCUUUUAAGGAAACAGGUUGGGGCUCCUACUGAAGGCGGUGGGUCUUGA